This is a messenger RNA of Octopus sinensis (East Asian common octopus), 1493 nucleotides long. RefSeq names its product monoacylglycerol lipase ABHD2. NCBI's taxonomy places the organism in Eukaryota, Metazoa, Mollusca, Cephalopoda, Octopoda, Octopodidae. Bases 130 to 1338 code for a protein of 402 amino acids. The record is from RefSeq and is a predicted model, not a curated record. Gene Ontology annotation, biological process: medium-chain fatty acid catabolic process; medium-chain fatty acid biosynthetic process; acylglycerol catabolic process. The transcript is spliced from 8 exons. Gene Ontology annotation, cellular component: sperm plasma membrane; sperm flagellum. Gene Ontology annotation, molecular function: acetylesterase activity; monoacylglycerol lipase activity.
CUCCGCUUAUAUCAACAAGCUCGGCCACCUCAAAUGAACUCGACCAUUCCACAGUUCCCACACUCCAGUCACGUGGUCUCCACCGCUGCCGUGUAAUAGUAAGCAGCAGCAACAACAGCAAGAAAUGCUAUGUCGAUCCUGCUAGGUGUUUUCCUUCUUUGUCUCCUUUACGGAAUCAUCCGUUUGCUCAAUUUUUGCAGCCCUUCUUUUUCACCACAGCUUUACUAUGACCACAAUUCACCAUUCGUCCAAAAUAUCUUAGAAUCAUGUUCCCUUCUUCGACAACCUUACAUCCCACUGUUACUAUGGGGAAAGAACGGCCACAUACAGACGUUGGUUUGUGGUGUGCGUGGGCGAAACAAAGACGUGGACAACUGGAAAGAAAGACGGGAACUAAAGAUGGAAGACGGAGCAACAUUGACGUUUGAUGUAUUCCAGCCGACGAGAGAACACCCACAUGGAGACUUUACAAUAGUUGUGUGCCCUGGCCAUGGAAGCAACAGUGAGAGCUGUUACAUUGGUUCAUUUGUCAGCCAUGCACAGAGUCAAGGUUACCGUGUUGUCAUCCAGAAUCACCUUGGGACACUAAAGGAUGUCAAGCUCACUUCACCACGAGUUUUUAACUAUGGUAACACUGACGAUUUCCAUAGCAUCACACUUGAGAUACAAAAACUUUAUCCGGAUACUAAAAUGAGUUUAGUUGGUUUUAGUAUGGGGGCCAAUAUUGUUCUCAAGUACCUCGGAGAGAAUUUUGAAAAUCAGAAGCGCUUUCUCUGUGGCCUGUCAAUUUGUCAAGGAUAUGAUGCUAAUUUAGCUGUGUCCCACUACUUUGACACGCUGAGUCCAUGCAGUGCCUACUUAUUGCUGUUGACCACUCGCCAGAAAUCACUGCUGUGGGAACAUAAAGACGUAUUGUUCAGUGAUGAAGCGAAGAACAGAUAUGGAGCCCUAGAUGAGGAUCGCAUCUUUAACUCACCCACUCUCCUAGAAAUUGAUGAAUAUUACAGCCGGAGAGUUGCUGGGUUUUCCAGUGUCCAAGAAUAUUACCGAUGGUGCAGUUCUAUUCAUUAUUUAGAUAAUAUCAAAAUUCCAUUAUUGUUACUCAAUGCUGCUGAUGAUCCUCUCGUCCCUCAAGAUCUUUUAAAGAUACCAAAAGCUCAUGCAAUGAAUAAUGAGAAAUGUAUUAUGGCUGUGACGACACAUGGCGGACAUCUUGGCUACCUUGAAGGUGGAAGCUUCUUUCCAAACGAAAUCUCUUGGUCGGAUAAGCUUAUCGUUCAAUAUUUGGACACAAUCAUCUCACGACACAUGGCCAACGUUGCUGAACUACAAACCUAGUGGAAUCGGACCAAAUAAAUCAUCAUUGUUAAAUAUAUAUAAUUAAUAUCAUUAUUGCUAUUAUUAAUUAUAUUGUUAUUAUUGCUUUUGUUAUCUGUUUAUUUCUACUACUUUUAUAUCAUCAUCAUCACUAUCCUCACCCUCCUCCUCAUCAU